Schistocerca gregaria is the source of this 3266-nucleotide messenger RNA. Its product is annotated as serine/threonine-protein kinase pakC-like. Gene Ontology annotation, biological process: regulation of MAPK cascade; intracellular signal transduction; protein phosphorylation. The transcript is spliced from 5 exons. The record is from RefSeq and is a predicted model, not a curated record. Gene Ontology annotation, molecular function: ATP binding; protein serine/threonine kinase activity. Lineage: Eukaryota; Metazoa; Arthropoda; Insecta; Orthoptera; Acrididae. The coding region runs from base 647 to 2815 and encodes 722 amino acids. Gene Ontology annotation, cellular component: cytoplasm.
UCUACAGUUAAACCCCCUGGCUGUAUGCUUCUCUGUCACAACAAAAUAGUGAGCAACCAGCAAAAAAAAAAUCGGACCAGCGUUAUCAGUGACAUAGAACAUAGGCUAGUCGCCUCACAACAAUAGCUAUAUUGGCUUUGAGAGAAGAAUCACCUUUUCACAACAAUCAAAUUGGUUAUCCGAAGUCCAAUAUGCACGGUCUAUCUGUGUUUAAACUGGUUUUGUAUCACAAAAUUGUUUUCGUAUUUUUUAAGAGGAUUUAGUAUAGCCUGCUUUAUUUAGUCUUGCAAUAUAGAAUUGCUAAUUACUAUUCGCCAGGGGCAGUUGACAUUUGUUUCUUGACCGAAAUUUGUUUAUUCUCCGUCCUUCUGCUACACAGAACCCUUGAUCCAUCCGCUAGAUGUGAUAUUGUUCCAAUCAGCCCAGUAUUGAGAACAAAAUAAUUGAACGAUAUACCUGUAUUCUGGUAAAUUCUCGAGAACUCACACGUCAUGCAUUUAUUCCAAUACAACGUGCGAACAAUUCUCAGCGCAUCCAAAGUUGCUCAAAUAUUUUGGAUUUAUAGUUUAUUUCAUAGACGUAGCUGCUGUACUUUCAAUUUUGUCGAAGGUCGAUCGCUCAUAGCUGUCACAUUACUGUCAUCACGAUGAACGAUGGUUCGAAUAAAAAACUGUAUAUAAAAGAGAUUGAUGACGAGAGCAAAAAGGGGGGACACGUCUUGAACAUGUUGAACAUUUAUGAAAAAAACGCAGGCAAAGGUAUCGCCGACGGUAAAAAAGAUAGCGAUAGGCUCAAUCAGAGAAGUAAUUCGCGGCCCCUGAAGCCUGACAAUAAUGCAGAGUCGUCUAAUACAAAGCCAGGCCAAGUCGGUUUUAAGUUGAGCCCUUCGAGGCAACCGCUCGAUAGUCAACUAGUCGCGUGUGAUGAUAAAUCUAAGGAUGAUUUGAUGCGGAAAUUGGAUAUGUACGCGGCCGACAAGAAACAUUUGCUUGGUUCUAAACCCCCGAGACCAGAAUAUCCACAUGCUACUUCGGCCAGAAACCUACACGCUAACAAACUGGCUACUGGUGAUUCGUCAAAGAAGAGUUAUAUGCAGAGAUCGCCAGUGGGCAGCAACCCGACAAGAGAAGAAAGUCCGCCAUUGCAUAAGCUGGGGAAAUCGCGAUUUGAACAUGAUGAGCAAGGCCAGGAUACCCUUCAUUCUCCUGUCUCGAGCAAACCCAACGUUCACGACAUUACAGAGGAUGCGUCUGCGAACAACAACAAGCAAGCUGUCAAAGAUACGACUUCUAAAACUCCCAUCUCCAAUAACGGCAAGAGGCGACAUAGUGUCGAGUUUCCUCCUAAGCCCACGAUAAGUAGACCACACCACAAACAGAGCGAUGGCUCCGCUACUAGCAACGCCGUAGCAGCUCAGUCGUCUGCUCUGGGUGUUUCCGCUAGCCAGGUAGACGCCUCCCAAUUGACAGUGUCCAACCUAAAUGAGACCAAUGCCUCUUUGAAGACCAAUUACAAGGAGAAGGGAACGUUCUGGCCAUGGAAGAAAAAGGCGAACUCUAAAAAAAUCCGCCAAAAGGGCUCUUCGGAUGUGGAAAUUUCUUUACCAUUCGACGUUAAGCAUGCCGUUCAUGUUGACAUUAGUACGGAGACAGGUCUUCGUGGUCUUCCGUCGGAGUGGGAGGCUUGGGUUCAAGCUGAUUUGGGCGAUCUUGGUAAAGUGACAAUUGCAGAAAACAAAGAGGCUGUUUUAGACGUUUUGCAGUUCCAAUCUGAUUAUCAGCGCCAGAAGAUCGAGAAGCGAGCAUUUCCAGAAACUGAGGAGCUAUGCAACGAACCGUACUUUUUAGGUGAGAUACUUGAAGAGGCAUCUGCUGCAUUGGAGCUCACGGAGGCAGGUUUGACUUUGCCUGAAGAACCCGACAUUAAUAAAUUGGUCAAUCAGUUGGAUGAUCCAAACAACAUUUAUUGUAAUAUAGAAAAAAUUGGUGAGGGCGCGACCGGUGAAGUGUUCGUGGCGUAUGAAGUGAAGACCAAUCGAUCCGUUGCGAUAAAGAAAGUGACAUACAAUCCGCAAAGUUUGAAGCUUAUAGCUAGUGAAAUUCAAAUUAUGAAAACAUCAAAGCAUCCCAACAUUAUUGAGUAUAUUGACAGUUACCUUGUAGACAAGGACUUGUGGGUAGCGAUGGAAUACAUGGAAAUGGGUUGCCUAACUUCAAUCAUUGGACAACGUGAAAACAAUGUAGUGAUGACAGAACCUCAGAUAGCUUUCGUUUGUAGAGAGACAUUGAAAGGGCUGAUGUAUGUGCAUUCAUUGAAGAGGAUUCAUCGAGACAUCAAAAGUGAUAACAUACUUAUAGGCGCCGAUGGAUCAGUUAAAAUAGCCGAUUUUGGAUACGCCGCUCAGCUGACUAAAGAGAGGAACAAACGUAAGACGAUUGUGGGUACGCCAUAUUGGAUGGCACCCGAACUCAUUCGAGGCAUGGACUAUGACCAAAAGGUUGAUAUUUGGUCUCUUGGCAUUAUGCUGAUGGAAAUGAUUGAGGGUGAUCCGCCCUAUCUAAACUUUCCUCCUCUUCGAGCGCUUUUUUUUAUAACUACCAAGGGAAUUCCUCCUCUCAAAGAGCCUCAAAAUCACAGCGAAGAACUGCGGUCCUUCAUAGAUGCCUGCUUACAAACGAACGUUGCGAACCGCCCGACAGCUAGAGAGUUGAUUAAUCAUCCUUUUAUCGUAAAGAAUGGGCCCUCUCUGGAUAAGAAAGUUUUAUCCCCUCUGAUUGAGGUUAUGAAGAGAUUAAAUAACAACCUUAACAUCUAGCGAUAAGAUAUCUAAAAGAGUAUGUCUUUGUUUCAUGUGCUUAAAUAUUUAUCUAAGUAGCUCUUGUGAGAGGUUGUACGAGAAGGGGGGUACAAACGCAUGUAUUGGGAGGUUCAUGGGUGUGUGUAUGCAACGGUAGCUUAUGCUUAUCGUUUUGGCGUAUUGAUUUUUACAGUUGUUUAUGCAUCGGUAGCUCUUUUGAACACCUUGCACUUAUUGGGUUUGAAAUCGAGUUCAGCUAAAUACGCUCAGGAUUUUUGCGAUAAGGGUCGGCUUAGUAAGUCGCCAAGUUUUCGAGUGCUUGCAGUUUCAGUUUUACAUGUGCAUCAUAUUGUGUUAAAGGCACGAGUGUUGCACCUGCUAGAUAGACUGCCGAUGGUGUUUGGGGUAUGUACGAAGGAUGGUAGCUGCGAUACGCAAGAAAAAUAAAAAUUGUUUUUUUUUUCACGUU